AUGGUGAAGCGUUACAAUAGUGAGCAUCUUUGUCAUCCAACAAGAAGGUGUGAAACGAUAAAGACUCCUAUAAUCGCUGAUCUGUUCUUAGAAGAUAUUAGAAGAGAUCCAAAGAUGAGUGGUCCAGAAAUAAAAGAUGAGAUGAAGAGGAUGUACAACAUCAUUAUCUCACCAAACCAAGCUAAAGUUGCAAGAAGACAUAUAUUUGAUAAGCUGCAAGCUGAGUGUGAUGAGCAUUUUGCAAGGUUAAGGGACUAUGAGCUGCAACUACGAACUAGCAAUCUACACACUACGGUGGAGAUUAAUACGACAAGAAGGGAUGAUGGCAGUGAGAACGCUAUGCAAGGGAUGAUGCUUACUGCUGUAGGAAGGGACCCUGAUAAUCCGAUAUUUCCAAUAGCAUGGGCUGUAGUUGAUUGUGAAAACAAUCCCAAUUGGGAAUGGUUUAUUCGAAAACUAAAAGAAGACUUGAGCUUGGGGUUAUGUGAGAACAUCACCUUGAUUUCAGAUAUGCAUAAAGGAUUGAUUCAUGGUGUUGCUACGGAGUUGCCAAUGGCAGAGCAUCGUGCUUGUGCUAGACACAUAUAUGGAAACAUCAAGAGAGAUCACAAGUCAUACAUGUUGAAGCCAUUGUUUUGGCGAGUUGCAAGCAGUUACAACAAAGUGGAUUAUAAAGAAAAUUUGGCUAUAUUCAAGGAGUUUGAUCCGCAGGCUUGUAAAACUCUACUACGAAAGGAUCCAAGUUCAUGGUGUCGAGCAUUUUCAGGGAGGAAGCCAUUUGUCCAAAUGUUAGAACUUAUAAGAAGGGAUGCAAUGCAAAGGGUUGUCAACCGGUCUAUUAUUUCUGAGAAAGAAGCUGCAAAAUUCACAAAAAAAUCAAGGAAAGAGCUGGAGAAAUCUUGUGAAGAAGCUCAAUAUUGUGCAUUGAUUUCUAGCACUGGUGGAGAGUAUGAGAUUGCUGAAUUUGGGAUUGGAUAUGCAGUGAGUUUGAACAGGCGUGAAUGUGCAUGCAGAAAAUGGGAUUUAACGGGUAUACCUUAUCGUCAUGCCGUAUGUGCAAUCAGAGAACUGAAUCUGGAAGUCGAAGACUAUAUAGCAUACUACUAUUUGAGUGAGAAAUGGAAGAGAACAUAUAGAAGAGGACUGUGGCCUGUGAAUGGAGUUAAGUUUUGGGAAGAUUAUGGAAAACCACGAAUCGUUGCACCUCCUUAUAAACGCCCUGCAGGGAGACCAAACGGAAAAGCCAGGAUCAAGGGACUAAAUGAAUCACCUUGCAAAAAGAAGAGUGAGAUGAAGGUUGAUCGAAAAGGAAGAAUAGUGCAUUGUGCUAUAUGUGGUGAACCAGGAUAUAAUUCACGAAAGUGUCCUCAUGAGUCUCCGGAGAGCAGGGCAGAGAGAAGGAAGCUUACGGAGACCCCUCUAUUGGAAGCUCAAGACCAAGCGGAAAUGGGAGCAGCAUGGGCAGCCAUAGAGAAUCAAGAUCAGGCGGCAAUGGAGGCAGCAUUGGUAGCCAUGGAGAAUCAAGAUCAAGAUGUUGCUGAAGUGCAAAAUGUGUCAUCGACAGCACCACAAGGAAGUCAAGUUGUUAGUUUCUGA
Molecule: messenger RNA, 1596 nt
Organism: Camelina sativa (false flax)
Lineage: Eukaryota; Viridiplantae; Streptophyta; Magnoliopsida; Brassicales; Brassicaceae
Source: RefSeq, a predicted model, not a curated record